This is a messenger RNA of Carica papaya (papaya), 4353 nucleotides long. Its product is annotated as Pentatricopeptide repeat (PPR) superfamily protein. Gene Ontology annotation, molecular function: protein binding. The record is from RefSeq and is a predicted model, not a curated record. Lineage: Eukaryota; Viridiplantae; Streptophyta; Magnoliopsida; Brassicales; Caricaceae.
CAGUCACAAAUCAGAUUGCUCCUGUGUUCAGAACGAAAAUAAAGCAGCCCUUCCCUGUUCAGAACAAAACUAAAGCAGUAGUGGGAUUCUUUGCACCCACUAAAUCUUUGUUGAAUCAGAUUGCUCCUCUGUUCAGAACAAAAAUGAAGCAGCCCUUCCCUAUUCAGAACAAAACUAAAGCAGUAGUUGGAUUCUUUGCACCCAAUAAAUCUUUGUUGAAUCAGUUGCAGACUCUGCUGCCAGUCUAUGUGGCAUCAUAUUUGUGGAGUUCAUCAUGUGGUUGUAUUAAUAUGUGCUGAAUGACAGGUCCUGCAAGGAACAAAUUCAUUAUGCAUCCCACUUUAGUAAUAGCUACUUCUUGGGGCUCUGUGCAGCACUAGCUUUUAAAAAAAAAAUGGUUUUGAUGUCCGAUUGUUGCAAGGGAUUUUGUCUUAGAAAGUUGUUUGGAAGGUUUCAAUUUUUCAGUGUGUUAGGAAACUUUGAGUUGAGAAAGGUUGAGUUGGGCUCUGUGCAGCAUAAGUCAUGGAUCUCCAGGUUGUUUUCUACUAAAACUCAUCCAGAAAGGUUGAGUUGGGAAAGUUCAUCUCAUGCCAUUCUGUUGAAGAAGAUUGAAUCGGCUUUGAAAGGUCAUCAAGUGACUGAAGCAUUAGCAGCUUUUACUGACUUUAAAAGUUUAUAUGGUUUUCCCAACCGUUCUGUUUUGAGUAGGCUGGUCUCGGAGCUUUCGUACUCUUCUAAUUCGCACUGCCUUCAAAGAGCAUGUGAUUUAGUACAUUUGAUCUCAAAAGAAAAAUCAGGUUUACUUCAUCCUGAUAUACUGACCAAAUUGUCACUAUCUUUAGCAAGAUCUCAGUUGCCUGAGCCUGCUUCAGGGAUUCUUAGGUUGAUGCUGCAGAAAGACAAUUUGCCAUCAAUGGAAGUACUGCAGUUAGUUGUGCUGCAUAUGGUGAAGACAGAGAUUGGGACAUGUCUUGCUUCCAACUUUUUAGUUGAGAUUUGCAACCGUUUCCUACAAUUAAGUAUAAUGAAAAAUGAUCAUGCAAAUCUGAUGAAACCCAAUACAAUGAUCUUUAACCUUGUGCUUGAUGCAUGUGUGAGGUUUAAAUUCUCUCUCAAAGGCCAAGAAAUUAUGGAGCUCAUGUCACAAACUGGUGUGAUUGCUGAUGCACACUCUAUUGUUAUUAUUUCCUGUUUACAUGAAAUGAAUGGUCAAAGAGAUGAGUUGAAAAAAUUCAAAGAUUAUGUUGAUCAAUGUUCAGCUCCAGUUUAUUAUUACCAGAAGUUCUAUGCAAGUUUGUUGAGUUUGCACUUUAAGUUUGAUGACAUGGAUGCUGCUGCUGACCUUGUCUUAGAUAUGUGUGGGAACAGGGACUCUUUUCCUAUUAAAAGAGCGAGGACAAACUCCCAAAAGCCUUGCCUUGUGCCAAUUGGACCCUCCAAUCUUAAAGCAGGUUUGAAACUACAGGUUGUGCCUGAACUGCUGCAAAAGGACUCUGUUCUUGCCACAGAUGAUCACCAAGACCUUGUCACAUUUAGGAAUGGCAGACUUCUUCCAACUAACAAGGCUCUGGCAAAACUCAUCUAUGGUUACAAGAGACAUGGAAAGACUGCUGAGCUGUCAAAGCUUUUAGUCAGCAUUCAAAUGUUGUUUCAUUCACUGGGUGGAUCCAACUUAUGUUGUGACGUUAUUGAUGCAUGCAUCCGUUUAGGUUGGCUGGAGGCUGCCCAUGACAUCUUGGAUGACAUGGAAUCAGCUGGGAAUCCCAUGGGCUGUGCUUCAUAUAAAUCACUUUUGAUAGCUUAUUACAAAGCAAGUAUGCUUAGGGAUGCCAAAGCCUUGGUAAAACAAAUGAAAAAGGCUGGUCUAGAAAUAGAUUUAUCUGACGGAAUUGAUGCCUCUGCAUGUCUAUCUGAGGUAAGCAACAAAUACCCAUCUUCUUCGGUAGGUAAAUCAGAGUUGAUUGACUGUUUGGUGGAAAAAAUUAAAGAAAAGAAGGAAAUUCUUCCUAUGGUUUAUGAGUUAAAUUCGUCUCUUUACUUUUUUUGCAAAGCAAAAAUGAUAGAGGAUGCUUUGAAGACCUACCGCCGAAUGGAAGGAAUGAAAUUCCAACCUAGUGGGCAAACAUUUGCUUUUUUGAUAUAUGGAUUUUCUUCCUUGGGAAUGUACCGUGAAAUUACAAUUUUGUGGGGGGAUAUUAAAAGGAAUGUGGAGAAUGGGACUCUAAUGUUGACCAGGGAUUUGUAUGAGCUCUUGCUAAUGAAUUUUAUUCGAGGUGGUUACUUUGAGAGAGUGUUGGAGGUUAUUGGUUGCAUGGAAAGGUGUGGCAUGUGCACUGACAAGUGGAUGUAUAAAAUGGAGUUUCUAAAUCUUCAUAAAAACCUAUACCGGAGCCUAAAAGCAUCAGUGGGUAGAUCUGAGGUUCAAAGUAAGAGGAUUGAACAUGUUCAGGCAUUUAGGAAGUGGGUUGGCAUUGACUAAAAUUUUGCUAAAAGUCUUCAAGUCUAUUGAAUAUUCCAGAGGAACGGUCUAGGUGAUUUAGCAUUUUUAUGCAAGCUUUCACCUGCAUAGAGGAAAGUUUUUUUUUUUUGUGGGACCUGAAACUUGUACAUUUCGGCCUUUGUUUUCUAUACACAAUCAGAGUAGGGAGAAUCGAUGAUUGAUUUAGCCCACAAUACUUUUUUUCUCUCACAACCCAAAUGGUGUUUGAUACCAUAUCUUCCUAAUUGAAUUUAAUUAUUCUCAACAACAUUCUGAAGGGGAUAACAUUCUGAAAUUCAAGCCUUAUUUGGAAACUAAAUUCUUUUCAGCAAUUGCUAAAGAGUAAAUUAUUUACUCUUUUCACCAGAGAAUCAGAUACUUUUGGUGGACGCUAUUUGCUCUUUCGCCGGGCAAGUAAGUACAUAUUAUUUUCCCAGACAUGAAUUUUACUAGCAUUAAUGUGAGUUAUUUAACUGUUUUUUAUUGGAAUAAUCAGUUUUUAGAUGCCCAAUGGUCAUCAAGUUUACUCCUCUCUCUCUCUCUCUCUCUCUCUCUCUCUCUCUCUUCUUUUCUAAAGUCUUAUUCUACUUUUUCUGAAAUGAUCAGGAAAUUUGGAAUGUGGAAACACAAUUUGCCAUCUCGUUAUUCAUGUAAUGUCUAAUGUAGUAGACACAAUUUGCCAUUCCCUAAUUCAAGAUUCUAAAUUCCAUCACUACAGGUUGAUGCAUGACCUUCAAUUACAGAUACGGCAGCUUAUUUAGCAUGUCAUUAUCAUUAGUCUUUGUGCACCGAAAUACAUGUACAAUCAUAUUCGGAAUAUUUAGUACUUAAUAUUCCUGGGGACUCCUGGAAGUUUGAUUAAUGUAACACUAGCAGUUUCAAACUUUGCCCAUUAUCUGAAAGCUCUUUGAGAAACAUAAUCUUAAUGCUCAACCUGCUGUAUUGUGAAUUCUUCUUGUGUUCUUAAUCUAAAAUUUUUAACUCGAUGAGUAAUAUGAAUCACUGCCUUUCUGAUCUUGCCCACAUAUUCAAAUUGAGGGAAAUUUGUGUCUCAGUUUAUGUUGCCUCCUUUCCAGCAAAUACGAACUAUUUAUCUCUGUCAGUUAUGUGAUCAUUCCCUCUUCUCUGCUACUGGAUUGUAUGUACUUAUUGACAUUCUUGUGCCUGCCCGCAUGACUUGCCAUGUCUAGACAGUCAUGAUUUUCUUGUAGUAUCUCUAUCAUACAUAUGCACAUUAUACUGACUGCACCUUUUGUUAAAUGUGCCAUUCCAAGAGUUGUUUGGAACCAGCGUGCUAGCCUGCAGCCACCUCAUGUUCACUAGGAGGAUCAAUCAUUAGGUAACCCGACUGCUCAGCUCCGAGUCAAAUGACAGCAAGGCUGUUAUAGGACCAUGAAUGCCAAUUUGGCAAAGGGUUGGGACCAAAGCUGCACCUCUUGUCCGGAUGAGAGUCAAGAAAGGUUCCAGUUGAGCCAUACCGCAAAGGCCCAGGAUUUUUCAGAGGAUUUGAGAAAGUUGAGAAAAGAAGGGUCGGGUAGGAGGGGAAGGGUUGUGAUGAGAUCUUGAUUCCUUCCAUCAAGCACAGUCCUACCGACAAGGUGCCAAAUCUUGACGGGAGUGGACGUGCUGCCUCUAGAAACUGUUCCAAGCUUCUUUUACGAACAGCUGUCUGUCAAUCUUACCACUAUGAAGGACAUAAUAGAUCAUAUGUAUUUUUUUCAUACACUUUUGGGUGAUUCUCUUUGGGCAGUUGGUGCCAUUGGAAUUCCAUGAAUUAUUGCCAGAGUCAUGAGUAGUGCUCCAAAAUCCGAAAAGAAUAGAGACUUCUAGUUUUUCUUUGGUCCCUAAAUAGACUAAAAUAAUGAUUUGGUCCU